UAGUGUUUAUUCACUGCUAGCUCGUGUUUGCUAAGCGAUGGACGUUGCAAAUCUACGGCCUCUCAUACACACUGAGCACACGAAAAUCGUCACAAAAUUCGUAAAACCGCCGCUAGCUUCGCGCCACCGGAAAACGAUCCGUAUUUCUAUGACCGAUCCCGAUGCCACCGAUUCCUCUAGCGACGAAGAGGAGGAGCUUCUGUUCCCGCCUCGCAAAAUAAAAAAGUACGUGACGGAGAUAAGGAUAGAGACGGCUGAGAAGCGGAGCGCCGCUCUCAAUUCUAACCCGAAGCCUCUGGCGGCGGGAGGCGAAUGCCAGAAGUUCCGGGGAGUGCGGCGGCGGCCGUGGGGGAAAUGGGCGGCGGAAAUAAGAGACCCUUGCAAGAAGGUGAGGCUGUGGCUGGGAACUUACGACACGGCGGAGGAGGCGGCGAUGGUGUACGACAACGCCGCGGUCAAACUCCGGGGACCGGGCGCUUUGACCAACUUUAAAGUUCCGGCGAGUAAGGCCGAGUGUUUCGAUAAUCGCUCGUCUCCGGCUUCUGUUCUCGGCUUCGUAAGCAGCGACGAGGAGAGCUCGCCCAGCGCUUCAAAAAUCGAAGAUGUUGAGCCGGAUUAUUAUAGCGACUCGCUGCCGAUGACGGCGGAAUUGUUGGGUGAAUUUUUCAAUUUUGAUGCAGAAGAUCAGACGUUGUUGUUUGAUACCGGAGAUAAUAAUCCGGUGGAAGAUGUGUUUGGAUUCGGGGAUUUUAAUGAUUCGCCUGUUGAAGAGUUGAAAUGUGAAUUUCCCGGGCUGUUUAAAGAUUCGUUUCAAGAUGGAGAUGUUAAAUGCUUGAUUCCAGAUGAGUUUGCGGCACAAAACAUGUUUGAGUUUGGAGAUUUUAAUGAUUCAGAAAAUUUCGGCGACUUUGAAGCUUCUGAGCUUACUUUAGUUAGAUUUGAACAAGACUUUUGUCAAGAAAAUUUCUUAGAUAUGUUUGCAGAUUGAGUAGUGUUGUAAAAUGUGAAAAUUUUGUUUACCGGAGUUAAUCUUUUUUAAUUUUAGUUACACUAGAGAUAUAACUUAUAAAUUAUAUUGAUAUUAA
Molecule: messenger RNA, 1085 nt
Organism: Salvia hispanica
Lineage: Eukaryota; Viridiplantae; Streptophyta; Magnoliopsida; Lamiales; Lamiaceae
Product: ethylene-responsive transcription factor CRF3-like
Biological process (GO): regulation of DNA-templated transcription
Molecular function (GO): DNA binding; DNA-binding transcription factor activity
Source: RefSeq, a predicted model, not a curated record